AGUAGCUGAUAUAUGCAGUUCAAGAAUGCUACUGCAACUAAUUAAACUAUUUACUGCCAACUAUAAUCUGCUCCUAAAGCUAAAAAAUGUUUAUUAUUAUCAAAAUGACACAUCCAGGGCUUUCAACAAGCUCUUUAAAUUAAAUACUGUUCAAAUACUUAAUACUUUUAAUAAGUUUUUCAUAUGGAAUGCUGUUAAGUAGUGCUAUCAAUGAACUUUACAUCAUGAUCUUUACAAUGUAAAAUACAUAUAACAAAUCAUCCAUAAAACUUGGUCUAUUAAUCAUUAUUACCUGGUUAUAAAGCAUUAUUUUGAACUAUUCAUUUACCUGCGACUGUUUAAAUUAAUUUUACUGCUUGAGGAAAAGCAUCUCCCACUGUACAAUAAGCAAGCUAUAAGCGCAACUAAGCAGAGAGCUCCAAAACUGCUCGUUAGUCAUCAUCAACAAGAAAAGCGUAACGUAAUUUAAAGAUGGAUAUAGUGAAAUAUUCUAUAUUAUAUAUAAAUAUAUAGUUGAUAUAAAUAUAUAGUUGAAGUAGGUAACCGAUAACGUAACCAACGCUCACCGCAAAUGUGCACUUAUUUGUUGAAAAAUUCUUUGCUGAGAUAUAAAUCAUUAUAUUAUAUUAUUGCAUCAUAUUAAAACAUACUUUCUUACUUAUACCGAAGACGACUUUAAUUAACCCUAUUUGUGUAAAGAAAAACAAACAAAAAAUUGUUUUUGAUUUGCCCCUACUUGGAUUAAAUUUACAAGCCUGUGUAUCCAUAAUCUUACAAAUGUAAAGUGAAUUACCAUCAUAGUAAUGGAAACAAUAUAGAAAGUGCUUUAAAAAGGUUAUUUCCAUACAGAACUAAUUCACAUAUUAUCUUCUUUUUUACGGAACAAAAUAUUGAUGUGGAUGAUAAAAUAUCUUCUCCUGACAGUAAAUAAAAUUCACACUGUGCAUUCAUAUAUCUUUUUUUUUUAAAUUUUGUUUUCUGUACAAUUUAUUUAAUCAAUGAACUAAUCAUUAAGUGUGUGAAAUUUCUUUCUGGCAAAAGGAAACAUUAUUAUUAAAGGCAAUCUUAUUUGCAGUAACAUUCUAUGCUGUAAUACUAACAGUAAAUACUCUGUGCAAUGUGUGUUGCAGUUGCAAUGAUGUUCUGACAGAAAAAUAUUUACACAUGUGGAAAUUUAAUGUUUGUAGUUUGUGUGUUUAUAAGUUUCCAAGUGUAGUUCAUAAUUAUACUUUUUUAUUGUAAAAAAUUUGAUUUCUGUUCUAAAAAGUGUACAAAACGAAGGAGUUUCAUUUAAUUGUUUUGAGUUCAUAAUAUGGAAGUAAUUUAUUCAAGCAUUGUGAUAAAUUAAUCAAGAAAAAAAAAAUAAUUUGGUUCAAGUAAACGAACUUUUCAAGCAGUACAUUAUCAAACAGUUACAAAUAGGUUAAAAUGACUGAUAACUGUUGCGGAUAAUUAAGCUGUUUGUCACUUUCAUAAAACACAUAUGAUUUGAUAUUUACAUGCAGGAAAUUUAAAUUGUGAUUUUCCUGUUCACACUGAGAAAAUAUUUUCUCUAACCUGUUAUGGCAAUUUAAUACUCGAAAAUAGAAUUAAACUUUUUUUUCACCUUCUCAUAUAUAUUGUAAUGAAUAAGAGCUUGCAUUUCUUGUGUAUGAAAAAACAUUGAUAUAAAAAUUAGCAAUUAAAGUUUUUUUUAAAUAUUUUAAUAGAUUAUGUUAAACCUUUUAAGUCUGUGAAAGUGAAAAAAAAAAAUUUCUUUUUGCUUUUCUUAUUUUAUAAUGAACUAUAUUUCUGCAGUGUCUGUGUGAAUAAAUUACUAGUUGUUUUGUGAACACAUUUUUUAAUGCUGAAAAGUCAGUGACCAUUAUUUACCCCGAAAAAAGAGUGACCCAGAACUCCCCCGUGUGACCCUAAUGAAAUAAAUUAUUUUCGUGUAUAUAUUGAUAAUUUUAUGUUCAAAAUAGUAGAUAUUAUUAUUUUUUGUUCCUGUUAAUUUUUCUAAUAUCUCUUACUAAUAACACAUAACAUUCAUUUUACACUAUGCUUAAAACUGCAUUCAUUCAUAGUGUAUUGAAUCUAAUACAUGAAGUUGUACAUUGUUUCUGCAGUUUUUUGUGAUAAAAAGACAUUAAGUGAAAUAAUUUAGUUUUGUAUCUUGGUAUGUUCAGCAAGAGAGAAAUAUUAAAGUAGUUUGGGAAAAAAAAAAUAUUUACGUCUCAAUAUAAUUUAAAUUAAUGUUUUCAUAGAUGCAUUUAAUAAUAAAUCAUAUGCCUGCUGUAAGGUGAUCACAUUUCUACGGUAUUAUAUUUUACCUAAUAAAAAAUUUAGUCAAAGUAAGUGACUUGAUACAGCUUGCUCUUUUUUGUAUCAUAUGUUAGUAAAGGCCUAAUUUAAUUCAGAAUAAGUAUCCUGUUACUAAAUCUUAUUCUUGUAGUAUAUAAAAUAAGGGUUUUUCACAAAAAAGUAAUCUAACAAAACAUAAUCAUAUUCAUACUGGUGAGAAGGUAUUUUCUUGUAGUAUAUGUAAUAAGAGUUUUUCUCAAAGUGAGCUUCUGAAUAAUCACAGUUGUAUUUGGGGAGAAACCUUCUUGUAGUAUAUGUAAUAAGAGUUUUUCAAAAAAAAGUAAUAUGAUUAAACACAGUCUUGCUCAUACUGGUGAGAAGCCUUAUUCUUGUAGUAUAUGUGAUAAAAAAUUUUCACUAAAAAGAUAUCUCACUACACACGGUCGUGUUCAUACUGGUGAGAAGCCUUAUUCUUGUAGUAUAUGUAAUGAAAAAUUUUCACGAAAAAGACUUCUCGCUUUACACUACCGUAUUCAUACUGAGGAAAAGCCUUAUUAUUGUAGUAUAUGUAAUAAGAGUUUUUCAACGAGAGGGACUCUGAAUCAACACCAUCGUGUUCAUACUGGGAAGAAACCUUAUUCUUGUAGUAUAUGUAGUAGAAGUUUUUCAUUAAAAGGUAGUCUGAUAGUACACAGUCGUGUUCAUACUGGUGAGAAGUCUUAUUCUUGUAGUAUAUGUAAUAAAAAAAUUUCAAGGAGAGGGACUCUGAAUCAACAUCGUCGUGUUCAUACUGAGGAGAAGCCUUAUUCUUGUAGUAUAUGUAAUAAAAAAUUUUCACAAAAGAGAAAUCUGAAAGUACACAGCCGUGUUCAUACUGGUGAGAAGCCUUAUUCUUGUGGUAAAUGUAAUAAGAGUUUUUCACGAAAGGGUGUUCUGACAGAACACGGUCGUGUUCAUACUGGUGAGAAGCUUUAUUCUUGUAAUGUAUGUAAUAAGAGUUUUUCACUAAAAAGUAAUCUGAAAGUACACAGCCGUGUUCAUACUGGUGAGAAGCCUUAUUCUUGUAGUAUAUGUAAUAAGAGUUUUUCACAAAAGGGUAGUCUGACAGAACAUGGUCGUGUUCAUACUGGUGAGAAGCCUUAUUAUUGUAGUAUAUGUAAUAAGAGUUUUUCAACGAGAGGGACUCUGAAUCAUCACCAUCGUGUUCAUACUGGGGAGAAACCUUAUUCUUGUAGUAUAUGUAGUAGAAGUUUUUCAUUAAAAGGUAGUCUGAUAGUACACAGUCGUGUUCAUACUGGUGAGAAGUCUUAUUCUUGUAGUAUAUGUAAUAAAAAAUUUUCAAGGAGAGGGACUCUGAAUCAACAUCGUCGUGUUCAUACUGAGGAGAAGCCUUAUUCUUGUAGUAUAUGUAAUAAAAAAUUUUCAAGGAGAGAGACUCUGAAUCAACAUCGUCGUGUUCAUACUGAGGAGAAGCCUUAUUCUUGUAGUAUAUGUAAUAAAAAAUUUUUACAAAAAAGAAAUCUGAAAGUACACAGCCGUGUUCAUACUGGUGAGAAGCCUUCUUGUAGUAUAUGUAAUAAGAGUUUUUCACAAAAAGGUAGUCUGACAAGACACAGUCAUGUUCAUACUGCUGAGAAGCCUUAUUCUUGUAGUAAAUGUAAUAAGAGUUUUUCACGAAAGGGUAGUCUGACAGAACACGGUCGUGUUCAUACUGGUGAGAAGCUUUAUUCUUGUAAUGUAUGUAAUAAGAGUUUUUCACUAAAAAGUAAUCUGACAGUACACAGCCGUGUUCAUACUGGUGAGAAGCCUUAUUCUUGUAGUAUAUGUAAUAAGAGUUUUUCACAAAAGGGUAGUCUGACAGAACACGGUAAUGUUCAUACUGGUGAGAAGCCUUAUUCUUGUAGUAUAUGUCAAAAAAGUUUUUCACAUAAAGGUAGACUGACAGAACACUAUCGUGUUCAUACUGGUGAGAAGCCUUAUUCUUGUAGUAUAUGUGAUAAAAAAUUUUCACUAAAAAGAUAUCUCACUGCACACGGUCGUGUUCAUACUGGUGAGAAGCCUUAUUCUUGUAAUAUAUGUAAUAAACGUUUUUCACUAAAAGGUAGUCUAAAUAUACAUGGACGUGUUCAUACUGGUGAGAAGCCUUAUUCUUGUAGUAUAUGUAAUAAAAAAUUUUCACUAAAAAGACUUCUCACUUUACACUACCGUAUUCAUACCGAGGAAAAGCCUUAUUAUUGUAGUAUAUGUAAUAAGAGUUUUUCAACGAGAGGGACUCUGAAUCAACACCAUCGUGUUCAUACUGGGGAGAAACCUUAUUCUUGUAGUAUAUGUAGUAGAAGUUUUUCAUUAAAAGGUAGUCUGAUAGUACACAGUCGUGUUCAUACUGGUGAGAAGUCUUAUUCUUCUAGUAUAUGUAAUAAAAAUUUUUCAAGGAGAGGGACUCUGAAUCAACAUCGUCGUGUUCAUACUGAGGAGAAGCCUUAUUCUUGUAGUAUAUGUAAUAAAAAAUUUUCACAAAAAAGAAAUCUGAAAGUACACUGCCGUGUUCAUACUGGUGAGAAGCCUUCUUGUAGUAUAUGUAAUAAGAGUUUUUCAGAAAAAGGUAGUCUGACAAAACACAGUCGUGUUCAUACUGGUGAGAAGCCUUAUUCUUGUAGUAUAUGUCAAAAGAGUUUUUCACAUAAAGGUACAUUGACAGAACACUAUCGUGUUCAUACUGGUGAGAAGCCUUAUUCUUGUAGUAUAUGUAAUAAAAAAUUUUCACAAAAAAGAAAUCUGAAAGUACACAGCCGUGUUCAUACUGGCGAGAAGCCUUCUUGUAGUAUAUGUAAUAAGAGUUUUUCAGAAAAAGGUAGUCUGACAAAACACAGUCGUGUUCAUACUGGUGAGAAGCCUUAUUCUUGUAGUAUAUGUCAAAAGAGUUUUUCAUAUAAAGGUACACUGACAGAACACUAUCGUGUUCAUACUGGUGAGAAGCCUUAUUCUUGUAAUGUAUGUAAUAAGAGUUUUUCACUAAAAAGUAAGCUGAAAGUACACAGCCGUGUUCAUACUGGUGAGAAGCCUUAUUCUUGUAGUAUAUGUAAUAAGAGUUUUUCACAAAAGGGUAGUCUGACAGAACACGGUCGUGUUCAUACUGGUGAGAAGCCUUAUUCUUGUAGUAUAUGUCAAAAGAGUUUUUCACAUAAAGGUACACUGACAGAACACUAUCGUGUUCAUACUGGUGAGAAGCCUUAUUCUUGUAGUACAUGUAAUAAGAGUUUUUCAAUAAAAAGCCAUCUCAAUUCACACGGUUGUGUUCAUACUGGUGAGAAGCCUUAUUCUUGUAAUACAUGUAAUAAGAGUUUUUCACUAAAAAGCCAUCUCACUACACACGGUCGUGUUCAUACUGGUGAAAAGCCUUAUUCUUGUAGUAUAUGUAAUAAGAGUUUUUCACAAAAAGCUGGUCUGACAAAACACGGUCGUGCUCAUACUGGUGAGAAACCUUAUUCUUGUAGUAUAUGUAAUAAAAGUUUUUCACGAAAGUGUAGUCUGACAGAGCACAGUCGUGUUCAUACUGGUGAGAAGCCUUAUUCUUGUAGUACGUGUAAUAAGAGUUUUUCACAUAAAGGUAGUCUGACAGAACACAAUCGUGCUCAUACUGGUGAGAAGCCUUAUUCUUGUAGUACGUGUAAUAAGAGUUUUUCAGAAAGAGGGACUCUGAAUAGACAUUACCGUGUUCAUUCUGGUUAGAAACCUUAUUCUUGUAAUAUAUGUAAUAAGUGUUUUUCACUAAAAGGUAGUCUGAAAAUACACAAUCGUGUUCAUACCUUAUUCUUGAAAAGCCUUAUUCUUGUAGUAUGUGUAAUUAAAAAAUUUCACGAAAAAGUAAUCUCACUACGCACGGUAGUGUUCAUACUGGUGAGAAACCUAGCUUUUUCAAGAAAGAAUUAUCUAACUAUUCACAGUCUUGGUAAUUCUAUUUGAAAGCCAUAUUCAUGUUAAAAGUCUUCUUUUUUUUUCGCUUGAGAUCCAUCUAAUUUAUUGAAGUUUUAUUCAUACUUGUGAAAAACCUCAUUCUUUUAAUAUGUUUUUUAAAAAAAAGAGUUAUUUUUUUCAAAAGCUGACUUUAUUGUUUGUGUUUUUACUGGUGAGAAACCUUUAUGUUGUAGUUUAAUGGAAUAAGAGUUUUUCUCACAUAUGUAAUCUGACUAAAUACAGUAUUGUUUAUACUAUUGACACCAUAUUUUUGAAGUAUGUAAUAAAAUAAUUUUUUGAAUAA
Molecule: messenger RNA, 6541 nt
Organism: Parasteatoda tepidariorum (common house spider)
Lineage: Eukaryota; Metazoa; Arthropoda; Arachnida; Araneae; Theridiidae
Biological process (GO): regulation of transcription by RNA polymerase II
Cellular component (GO): nucleus
Molecular function (GO): RNA polymerase II cis-regulatory region sequence-specific DNA binding; DNA-binding transcription activator activity, RNA polymerase II-specific
Source: RefSeq, a predicted model, not a curated record